AUGCCGCCCACCGCACGACUACCCACCGCCGAGUUUCGGUCGCUGCUCCUCGCGCCUAUCCGCGUACGGUUGCGAACGCUACAUAGCUUCACCCAUCCUCAAUGCGCCCGUAUCGCACUGCACCGCGCAGCCCCGGCGGCGACAUGCCUUGUCCAGCGCCGCUCGCUGCACCUCUACAAGACAGCUCGAGCGAAGACAGCACUGGGCAUGCACAAAGUCCUCGAUUUCGACCUCUACAAACCCAAACCGCCCAGCGAGUCGCCUCAUAGAGUAAACCUUGUAAAGUGGCAGAAGGGCAGGGAGCCGGAAGUGCUCAAGAAGAACCUCUCUCUGCAGGAGCUCUACGAGCACGUCUCGCCCGGCAACUUCCUCUUCCAGGUGGACCAGAUCCCGAGGAAGCUGGAAGGGAAAUUCGAGGCGAUCCGCGACCAGAACAUCGCCGCUGAGUUCAACAACUACGCCAUUGGCACGGCACGCUCAGAGGCAGAAGUCUCAACCAAGAACGCACAAACCGACGGCAAGCAGCUCGGCGCUCUCAAGAACAUCAUCAUGCUCCUCUCCAACCCGGUCUCGUACAAGCCACUGGUGCUGGACAGAGCGUACCAGUUCAUCGAGCUCGGCUCGCCCGUCGAGUUCCGCAUCCGUCUGUUCGGCUCAGCGGUCGCGGUGAAGAACAGGGGCAGGACUCUUGAUCCCGAGAUGGUGCCGUGGCUGCAAGACCAUUUUCCACACAUGAGGCCAGACUUUAUACUCAAGGCCAUGCCCGAGGGCUCCGUGUACCUCAUCGAGCCGGUCACAGACGGGCGCAUCAUACAGUUUGUGGUGUGCAAGGGGGCCAAGGAGAUGCCCAAGCUCAAUCUCACAACGAGGCUGUUCAGAGUGCAGGGAGCGGUGGAAAAGUCACUG
Messenger RNA from Didymella exigua CBS 183.55, 906 nucleotides. RefSeq lists its product as uncharacterized. The transcript has a single exon. The annotation marks the transcript as partial. The record is from RefSeq and is a predicted model, not a curated record. NCBI's taxonomy places the organism in Eukaryota, Fungi, Ascomycota, Dothideomycetes, Pleosporales, Didymellaceae.